AUGCAUCAUGAGAUUUUGUUUGCACCUGUUUCACUUUUGUUUAAAAGUAGAGCCGUAUUACAGCCCGUAAAUCAGGGUGUUGGUGUCGUGGGAGGAGACUGAAAACAGUGUAAGGAAAGCUUCAGAAACAAUUUCCUCAACACAGAAAAGAACAGAACUCUCUCACCUGUGAACCAGAAAAAUGUUUUACAAGGGCAGCAUGAAGCGGACAAAAUCUGGAGCAAAGAAGGAUUUUAUGCUGUUGUCAUUUUUCUCAGCAUCUUUGUUAUUAUAGUAACGUGUUUGAUGAUUCUCUACAGAUUAAAAGAAAAAUUUCAGCUUUCUCUGAGACAAGAUAAAGAGAAAAAUCAGGAGAUCCACCUAUCACCCAUUGCAUUACAGCCAGCACAGUCUGAGGCCAAGACAGCCAACAGCAUGGUCCAGCCUGAGCAGGCUCCAAAGGUACUGAAUGUGGUCGUGGACCCUCAAGGCCAAUACGCUCCUGAGAUCAAAGCCACCACCUCUGUCUGCCCUUCUCCUUUCAAAAUGAAGCCCAUAGGACUUCAGGAGAGACGAGGGUCCAAUGUAUCUCUUACACUGGACAUGAGUAGCUUGGGGAAUGUCGAACCCUUUGUGGCCACACCAACCCCACGGGAGAAGGUAGCAAUGGAGUAUCUGCAGUCAGCCAGCCGAAUUCUCACAAGGUCGCAGCUGAGGGACAUCGUGGCAAGUUCACAUUUACUCCAAAGUGAAUUCAUGGAAAUACCAAUGAACUUUGUGGAUCCCAAAGAAAUUGACAUUCCACGUCAUGGAACUAAAAAUCGCUAUAAGACCAUUUUGCCAAAUCCCCUCAGCAGAGUGUGUUUAAGACCAAAAAAUGUAACUGAUUCUUUGAGCACCUACAUUAAUGCUAAUUAUAUCAGGGGCUACAGUGGCAAAGAGAAAGCGUUCAUCGCCACGCAGGGCCCCAUGAUCCACACCGUGAAUGAUUUCUGGCAGAUGGUUUGGCAGGAAGACAGUCCCGUGAUUGUUAUGAUCACAAAACUCAAGGAAAAAAAUGAGAAAUGUGUGCUUUACUGGCCAGAAAAGAGAGGAAUAUAUGGGAAAGUCGAGGUUCUGGUUAUCAAUGUAAAUGAAUGUGAUAACUACACCGUGCGAAACCUUGUCUUAAAGCAAGGAAGUCACACCCAACAUGUGAAGCAUUACUGGUACACCUCAUGGCCCGAUCACAAGACUCCAGACAGUGCCCAGCCCCUUCUACAGCUCAUGCUGGAUGUGGAAGAAGACAGACUUGCGUCCGCGGGCCGAGGGCCUGUGGUUGUCCACUGCAGCGCAGGGAUAGGCAGGACAGGGUGUUUUAUUGCUACAUCCAUUGGCUGCCAACAGUUGAGAGAAGAAGGAGUUGUGGACGCGCUGAGCAUCGUCUGCCAGCUGCGUGUGGACAGGGGUGGCAUGGUCCAAACCAGUGAGCAGUAUGAAUUUGUUCAUCAUGCUCUGUGCCUGUAUGAGAGCAGACUUUCGGCAGAAACUGUCCACUGAUUCUCUGAAGACUUACCAGACCAUCGCUCUCUAAGGGUGAUUAGUCAAUUACCCACUCGAGGCUUCUGGAAGGAGCUUCCUGCUGUGGAAGGAAAGAGAAGCCGUGAAGCCAAGCUGGGGCAUGGAUUGUGGAAGAUGGCAACAUAUUCAAGAUUGCCAGCCUCUUGUGUAUAUGAAUGCAUUUGUAAGCAUCCUCUAAAUUAUUUUGAAGGUCCUCUGCUGAUGGAGGUAUGAUUGAUUUCUCACACAGCUAAGGAGGAUUUUGUUUUGUCUGUAUUGACUCUCUGCCACACAGAAUAUACGUAUGAAAUUUAUGUCAUCAGAUGACGACUUGAAGAGCUGCUGAAGAAAUUAUUAUUGUGUGUUUAGAUGCUUUACUGUUAGCAAAAUCUGUCUUGUGAAUGGACUGUCAGCUGUUAAACUGUUCCUGUUUUAAGUGCUAAUUCCUUUCUCAGUUACCAGAAUCUUGCCGCUAAAGUUGCAAGUGGUUAAUAAUGGAUUUUUAACAAAUAAGUCCUUGUUUUUGAAAAGAAAUCAAAAGCAGUAACUAUUUUAUAUGGAAAUGUGUCUUGAAAAUAUUACCUAUUAAAUGUGUAUUUAUUAGUACCUCCUAUCAAUCAAUUACAGAGCACAAUGAUUGUCAUUGGGUAUAUAUGUAUUUACUCUCUACUAUUGGGCAUAGAGGUGGUUUCUGCUCCAGAAUUCUAUCCACUGUAUUUCUACAUUGUGAGUUAUUUUACUUUCGAAGGGAAAAACAAAUUUGUAGCAACUAUGAUGUAUUAAGAAUUAUUAAGAAUUUUAAAUACUUGUCUCUCUUUUACUAAGAAAGAAUUUUUGAAUAUGCUGUCUACCUGAACUCUCUCUCCCAGUAAAAGGCAGAUGCCUUUGGGAAUGAUGUAACCAGGUCCCAUUUCCAGAGGCUCUUUAAAAGGAUGCUGCCAUGGAUAGCCUCAAAUCUCUGAAAGGAUUUAAUCCUCAAGAGACAAAAAAAAAAAAAAAAGCCUACACUCAGCAAACACUAGAUGUUCUGCUCAAAUAUGAAUUUUUAAUGCAGCUAUGUUGACUUUGUUUCCUACUGCC
This is a messenger RNA of Hippopotamus amphibius kiboko, 2598 nucleotides long. RefSeq names its product protein tyrosine phosphatase receptor type R (gene PTPRR). NCBI's taxonomy places the organism in Eukaryota, Metazoa, Chordata, Mammalia, Artiodactyla, Hippopotamidae. Gene Ontology annotation, molecular function: protein tyrosine phosphatase activity. Gene Ontology annotation, biological process: protein dephosphorylation. The record is from RefSeq and is a predicted model, not a curated record.